Lactuca saligna is the source of this 1659-nucleotide messenger RNA. The record is from the annotation of a GenBank genome assembly. Lineage: Eukaryota; Viridiplantae; Streptophyta; Magnoliopsida; Asterales; Asteraceae.
AUGGCGAACACACCUUUCCUGCUAGAAACCAGAUUCAAUUUCAACCCUUUGCUCCAACAGACCUUCCGUUUGUCCCCACUUCGUUCUUUCCCAACCAUAUUGUCGUCUGGAAAUAAUCAUUCUUUCAAACUGAACUACACUCCUUACAAGGGAAUCAAAUAUUCCUCCAAGUUGAGCAUUAAAUGCCUCAUGAGCUCUAAGCCCAAAGGGGAAACUGGAAUCGGUGGAAACACAUGCCCAGAAGAUAACGAUUUGAAAGCAGUUGCUAUUAGCAUGAAAAAUGUCCUGACGGCCUUACAAUUUCCCGCCAUAACUGGAGUUUUAUUGGGUUUGUUAUUUCUUUACGAUCAUCAGUUUGCGCUUGCUGCUUCUGGUGGGCGAAUGGGUGGUAGCUCAUUUUCUUCAUCAUCUACCAAGUCAUCAGUUUCUUCUUCCUCGUCUUCGUCUACACCAUCGAAAUCGUCAUAUCCUUCUUCUUCUUCUUCAUCUUCCUCUUAUAAAAGCUCGAAAUCGUCAUCAUCUUCAACCCCGAAGUCUUCAUCAUAUUCAUCUUCGUCGUCUUCUUCAUCUACAAAGCCUUCCUCAUCGUCUUCUUCUUCUUCCUGGUCGUCUUCCUCUGCAAAACCAGAGACGUCUUCUUCUUCCAGGUCGUCUAAGAAUUCUUCUUCUUGGUCAUCUUCAUAUGAAAGCCCGAAGUCUUCGUCUUCAUAUGAAAGCCCAAAAUCUUCAUCUUCGUAUGAAAUCCCGAAGUCGUCACCUUCGUCUUCUUCUAAAAGGCCAAAUAAGUCAUCAUCUUCGUCUCCAAAUCCAGUCAAGGAUGGUGUAGAGCCAGCGGUUGGAGUUGAUCAAGCGGUUGCAGUUGAGCCAGCCGUUGGAGUUCAACCAACGGUUAGAGUUGAUCCAAUAAUUGCAGGCGCAAUGAUUUUUCUUGCUGUAGGUUUUGUUGCUGCAAUCUUACCACGACCUCUGCUUGCCCAGAAAACAAGUGUUCUGAAGCUUCAGGUUGGAUUGUCGGGUAAUGUUAGAUCGAUGCAAAAGGAUCUCAAUCGGAUUGCUGAGAAAGCUGAUACAUCCUGCCCUGAGGGCUUGAGCUAUAUAUUACAAGAGACAACACGAGUUCUACAACGAUAUCCUGAUUAUUGCAUCUCUGGUUAUUCCUCUAUGGAUGCAAAGAGGAGCAUCGUGGAUGUUGAGACACUAUUUAAUCAACUUUGUAUUGACGAAAGGAGUAAAUUUGAUGAGGAGACUCUGGUCAACGUGAACAACAUCAGAAAGCAAAGUGCAACAACUCAAAGAUCUAAUGACUUCAAUGCUGAGUAUAUUGUGAUUACAAUUGUUGUUGCUGCUGGAGGCAUACAUAAACUGCCGCCCAUAAACAGCAGUGCAAAAUUGAAGGAAGCAUUGCAAAACCUGGCAACUAUCCCUUCAAGCAGCGUUAAGGCUGUUGAGGUGUUAUGGACCCCACAAGAUGAAAAUGACACUCUUACAAAACAAGAAUAUCUUGAAGAUUAUUCGUUGUUGCGCCCUCUGUAGGUAAUAAGCUGUUAUGAAGCUUUCAACAAUUUGUACAUGUUAUUUAUAGGCGAUGAUGAUAAUUGUAUACGCGAAUGUGUGAUUCCAAAUGUUUUUUUUAAACGGCAGGUCACCCCGAGAUUAAAG